Molecule: messenger RNA, 1758 nt
Organism: Alternaria burnsii
Lineage: Eukaryota; Fungi; Ascomycota; Dothideomycetes; Pleosporales; Pleosporaceae
Product: acetyl-synthetase-like protein
Exons: 5
Coding region: 1-1758 (585 amino acids)
Molecular function (GO): CoA-ligase activity
Source: RefSeq, a predicted model, not a curated record
AUGCCUUUCCAUCCUCCGUCAUGGGUGCCGCAGCUUCCCUUCGACCCGCCAGAUUCGAUUCCCAUCUGCGACUUUAUGCUAGAUGAGCAUUAUGGCCGUCAUCCGCUUGGCUACUCGAAUAAACCCUUCAUCUGCGGACUGACUGGGAAGGCUUACACAUGUUUGGACAUGCGUGACCGUGUUGAUUAUCUUGCCCGGGGUCUGUCAAAGGAGCUCGGCUUCCAUCCAAACGAGGCAACCGAAUGGGACAAAGUCAUCGCUGUCUUCUCCGUCAACACGAUCGAUACGCUGCCGCUGGCAUGGGCCACGCACCGUUUGGGCGGCAUCCAAUCACCCGCCAACGCCGCAUACAGCGCCGCCGAACUCGAGUACCAAUUGAAAAACUCAGGCGCAAAAGCCCUCUUCACCUGUGUUCCCCUAUUGGAGACUGCGCGACAAGCAGCGAAGAAGAGUGGUAUCCCCGAGAAUCGCAUAUACAUACUGGAAGUGCCGGAGUCGUUUGCUGGAAAGAAGACACCGCAAGGGCUCAAGACAGUGGACGACCUCAUUCGUGAGGGCCAGAAGCUUGAUCGUCUGCCAAAGUUAAAUUGGGAGAAGGGCGAUGGUGCUCUGCGAACGGCGUUCCUUUGCUACUCCAGCGGUACCUCUGGUCUGCCCAAAGGUGUCAUGAUCUCACACAGAAAUGUCAUCGCCAACACAAUGCAAAUUUGCACUUACGAGAAGCCGUUCAGAGACACCAUCAUCAAGGACGUGCGAAACCAGUCAGACUACACCGAGAUCGCCCUCGGUCUUUUGCCCAUGUCACAUAUCUAUGGCUUGGUUGUCAUCUGCCAUGCGAACGUCUACCGUGGAGAUGGUGUGGUGGUUCUCCCCAAGUUCGAGUUUGCAUCGACUCUCCAGGCGAUUCAAGACUACAAGAUCAACUCGUUGUUUUUGGUUCCACCUAUCAUCAUCUUGAUGACCAAGAACAAGCCCCUACUCGACAAAUACGAUCUCAGCUCCGUGUGGUCGAUCUUUACUGGUGCCGCACCUUUAGGACAAGAGACGGCAGAGGAUCUAGCGAAGAUUUUCCCCACGUGGAAGAUUAGACAGGGAUACGGCCUCACAGAGACGUGUACCGUUGUUUCUUCGUCUUCCCCUGACGACAUCUGGUUCGGAUCUUCUGGCUCCCUACUCCCCAGCAUCGAGUGUAAGAUUGUCACCAUCGAAGGUGCUGAGAUCACCGGUUAUGACCAGCCUGGCGAGCUGCUGGUCAAGUCGCCUUCAGUCGUGCUAGGUUAUCUGAACAAUGACAAAGCCAACAAAGAGACUUUCCAAGAUGGGUAUAUGCGUACCGGAGAUGAGGCUGUUUUCAAGAAGGGACCAAACGGUCACGAACACGUAUUCAUCGUCGAUCGCAUCAAGGAGCUCAUCAAGGUUCAGGGCCAUCAAGUUGCACCUGCGGAGCUUGAAGCCCAUCUUCUGACGCAUCCUGCUGUGAAUGACUGCGCCGUCAUCCAGAUCCCUAAUGAGAAGACCGGAGAGGUACCAAAAGCCUUUGUCGUCAAAUCGCCAUCAGUCGGCUUGGAAGAAAAUGACCGUAUCCUCGCGCGCGAGAUUCAAAAGCACGUUGAAGAACACAAGGCACGAUACAAGUGGAUCAGUGGUGGUAUUGAGUUCAUCGAUGAGAUACCGAAGUCGCCAUCAGGAAAGAUUCUACGGCGGCUACUGAGGGACAAGGAGAAGGAAAAGAGGAGACAAGCAGGCAGCAAGCUGUAA